AUGCAAAGCCAUCGAUCGUCUCAAGUGUUCAGUGUCUUUUCUGUGACCUUCAACCCAACAGCACGGCCUAAUUCCAGGUUCGGCGUUCAGCCUCACUUGUAUAGUUGCUCGUCCAGUACUCGAAGCCGAGAAGAGCCUCUCACUGACAUCCGUGCGUCUUGCCCUUGGAACCACCGACGCUCUUUGUCAGCACUCUACCACAUCUGGCUCCGCCUCCCGCCCCUUGGUCCACGCUCUCGUCACCAAUCCGCCCGCAACAGUGACGGACGUGAGGCUCGAGACGACACCAGCUGUGUGUCAAUUACCAUGCCACACUCCGAGCAACCUUCGCCGAUGUCGUCCGGCUUGGUGAAGCCGAAGCUAGAAGAGUGUGCUUCACCGAGCUCUUACCUUGGUCUCAACCGGGCCGCGUCUCCUCGAUCGACACCCAAAUCUGUCUCGAUUUCGCACCAUGCUGAGACUAUAUCGCCUCUGAUAUUAGGACAGCGGAAAGAAGAUGAGGAGUCCGAUUUGUCACCGAGAAGGCCAGCGGUCAUCAGCGCGAGGUCCAGGCGGUUGUCUGGCCGUCCCGCCAGCUACGGUAGCCCGGGUCUAAAGCCUUUGACGCCAGCUCUGGACGGCGCUGUUCACUCUGACGAAAGAGAUGCUGCAGACAGCCAACACGAUGGCCACCAUCAUAUCGAUGCUUUGGUGGACCAGGUCUCUAUGUGGAUCAAAGAUCGUCGCGCAAAGCGGAGCAAGCGUAAAGAGAAGCGCAGCGCGCGACGCGAGGCUCGAGGUGCAAAGGCAUCUGAUGGCGAUGUGGACGAGCCAGAGAAGUCGCAGCGACGUGAUUCAGAUGCUUCUGACUCUUCCGUGGACCUGGAGAAUCUGGAACGCAUCAUCGCCUCAAACCUGAGCCUCAGACGUUCAUCGGUUCGCAGGAGCUCGAUCAGCCUGAAGAGCAAGGCUUCAGUAAGGCGACUACUCCGGAAGCAGUCCACAGUGUCCGAUUCUGAAGAAGUCGAUGUAUCUGUCCCGGGUUGCGAUGCAUUCCUCGACAACUCGAAGACGCUAGCAUACACGGGUGGUGCCUCUGAUCUUUCCGACAACGAUGGCGACGAGCUUAGACAAGUGCCCUCGUAUCGUGACUUCGACGCGUGGGCGAAGUUCAAGUUCGACAUCGUGCGCAUCAUCCAUACUUUGCGGCUCAAGGGAUGGCGCAAGGUAGCGCUGGAAAUGAGCAGUGCCAUUGCUGUCAAGCGUUUGAGCGGCGCACUAACCAAUGCAGUCUAUGUCGUGUCACCGCCGGCCGAUCUGUCCCUAGAGAAAUAUGACGAGUCUGGAAAAGUAGUUGGAGUCAGCAAAGCUCCGCCCAAGCUUCUACUGCGAGUCUAUGGUCCACAAGUCGAGCAUCUUAUCGACCGUGAGGCCGAGCUCGCGAUCCUGCAACGUCUUGCGAGAAAGCAGAUCGGUCCGCGACUUCUGGGAACGUUCGUGAACGGCCGCUUCGAAGAAUACCUGCACGCCCAGCCACUCACUCCAAAAGAGCUGCGAGACCCAGCUACAAGCCGCCAGAUCGCUAAACGUAUGCGAGAGUUGCACGAAGGCAUUGAGCUUCUCGACCAAGAACGCAGUGAUGGGGCCUUUGUUUGGCGCAAUUGGGACAAGUGGUUCCAGAGAGUAGAGCACAUUGUGACGCGGAUGGACAAUCAGAUCAAAGCUCUUCCCGAAGACGCCAAGCCGACUGGUCAGCAAGCUUGGAUGCGUCGUGGUUACAUCUGCGGCGUCCCUUGGGCUCAAUUCAGAGAGAUCGUCGAGAAGUACCGCAUGUGGCUUAAAGCUCAGUAUGGCGGCUCCAAAGAAGUCCGAGAUCAGCUGGUGUUUGCACACAACGACACCCAAUACGGAAACAUACUCCGCAUGACGCCCUCUGGAGAGUCACCACUCCUCUUGCCUGCCAACACGCACAAGCAGCUGGUCGUCAUCGAUUUCGAAUAUGCGAACGCCAACACCCGAGGACUGGAGUUUGCAAACCACUUCACAGAGUGGUGCUACAACUACCACGAUGAGCGGAAGCCAUAUGCUUUCAACUCGUCAUGGUACCCAACCCCAGAAGAGCAGGAUCGCUUCCUUCGUGCGUAUGUAAGACACCGGCCACAAGACGGAUUGAGUACUCCACAGACAGGUCCUUCCACGCCCAGCUCAGAGGUAUCAACGCCACCUGUGAAGAGAGCUACUAGUAGUAUCUCUGACUUCAUGCUUGACGCCAGACACCCGCAGAGCGCUCGGCCAAACGCCGCGAAGGAGGAAGAAGCCGCAAAGGCAGCAGAGGAUCUCGAGAUCGGUCGUCUCGCCAAUGAGACGCGAAUCUGGCGGCUUGCGAACACAGCGCAGUGGGUGGCUUGGGGUCUCGUGCAGGCCAAAGUGCCAGGCAUGCCUGACUUUGAUCCAGAUUCGCCAACUUCUGAGCUGACAAGUGAUACCGAGCCAGAAGAGCUGCUUGGAGAGCGAGCUGAAGAGUAUAGGCAAUUGGCUAAGGAGCAGGCAGGCGAGGACGAAGAAGAGGACGAAGAGUUCGACUACCUCGGGUAUGCCCAGCACCGAGCACUCUUCUUCUGGGGAGAUGCUGUCCAGAUGGGCUUCGUGAAGGCAGAGGACUUGCCCGAGGAGACCAGAUCCAAGCUUAAGACUGUGCCAUACUAG
Molecule: messenger RNA, 2685 nt
Organism: Fulvia fulva
Lineage: Eukaryota; Fungi; Ascomycota; Dothideomycetes; Mycosphaerellales; Mycosphaerellaceae
Product: Choline kinase
Exons: 3
Coding region: 1-2685 (894 amino acids)
Biological process (GO): phosphatidylcholine biosynthetic process; phosphatidylethanolamine biosynthetic process
Cellular component (GO): cytoplasm
Molecular function (GO): ethanolamine kinase activity; choline kinase activity
Source: RefSeq, a predicted model, not a curated record